This is a messenger RNA of Neurospora crassa OR74A, 2253 nucleotides long. RefSeq names its product MAC1 interacting protein 1. The transcript is spliced from 3 exons. Bases 1149 to 1709 code for a protein of 186 amino acids. NCBI's taxonomy places the organism in Eukaryota, Fungi, Ascomycota, Sordariomycetes, Sordariales, Sordariaceae. The record is from RefSeq and is a predicted model, not a curated record.
CAGGAACAGAAAGGUUUGCGGUCCACAUGCAACUGCGGGGGACGACUGCGUGGUUGCGCAACCCACCCAUUUUCUUGAAUGGCUAUCAGCUAGGCAGAACCAGGUAUGGGAUGCGUCGAUCUGGGGUUGCAUUCUAUCCGAGUUCAAUGUCUAGCCUGCAAAAGUGAUCUCGACUCUUGAGUCGCUUAAAAAGCGGCAUCAAGAAACGCAUUCGUCGAGAGGUAGCUUGCUGGCUGCGAACACGAUGCCAUGACGGGAACUCCCGGAGUUCCAAAUUUGCGAAAUUGCAAUGCAAUGUUCACCCGCAUGCUUCCUGCUCAGGAAUACUACGCUAUGGAGGGCACGAUCUUCACCUCUCCUGCCCAGAAGAUUCUCUCCCCGAGCAAAUCCCCCACCGUCGCCAUUCCCAGAGGAGUAGGCAGACCGAGAGACGGGGCGGAGAAACCCAGCUUUCGUUGGGAUAUAACAUGACCUUUUACAAGGGACCUGCCCAAAUAUCCACCGAGAUGGUCACCUUGGUGUCGAUUAUCCCACUUACUGCCCUGGCCCUUUUUUCCACCUCUUCUUGCCACGUCCAGGCUCCUUCAGUUUUGUUCAACCGCAAGUAUCUCGAGCAACAUCAGCCCUGCAAGGACGGAAACGCAUCCACGAGACGCAGCUGGUUCAGAAGCCGGUUCUUGCACUGCUUUGCGUUAUAUCGGGCUGCGGCGGGUGGGAUACGAGGGGUUGAACCUCCAAAGUUGGAGACUGAACUUGAGCUGGUUUAUAGGCAACUCUGCUGAAAGACCCUGCUCGUGCAAGGUACUCCUCAAGCAUGCCCGGAACGUUACCCAAUUCCGGGUCAUGAUAGUCUCCCAGUUCCCCACCUCGGCGAACUUCGUUACCCAUGGCAGCGGGCAGAGUUGUCUCCAUCCUACCUUGAUGCAUAAGAUUAUUGCAAGCUGCUUGGGUCGAGCUCAUUUUGAGCUUCCUCCCCAGCCCUCUGGAAACCAGCUGGUCCUAGCUUGCCGAGCUCUCCAGCUUUUACUCUGGUUCUCCCCGUCCUUCACCUUGUUCUUUCACUCAUGCGUCCUUUUUCUUAGCACCCUCCAACGGAUCAUAUUACUUCACACAGAGGUUCGACCACAGUCGCUCGCUAACUGUUCACUAUGAAGUUCUCAAUGAUUCCUGUGGCUGGGGCCCUCUUCGUUGCCGGAGUGAACGCCAAGGUCUCCGGCUGCAUGGCCGUUGCUGUCAAGGCCAUCCCUAAUUGUGCCCAGACAUGCUUCAUCGACAACGCUCCGUCUAUCGGCUGUGAUGGCUUCGACUUUGCCUGCCAAUGUGAAAAGCAAGCUGCCUUCUUCGCCGCUAUCGAGUCCUGUGUUGCCGAUUCUUGCGAGACGUCUCAGUUCCAGCCCGUGAUCGAUGGUGCUGCCGAGGUCUGCGCCUGUGCUAUCCCCGCCAACUAUCCUCAUACCGUCUCUGGUACUGUCGUGCCUCCUAAAGGCACUGUGAGCAGCAUCGUUCCUUGCCCAACAACAAUCGGAUCCGUGAUCCCAUCUGGCAUCGCCUCGGCUUACCCCACCCUCUCCGAAGGUUACCCCAUCGCGUCUGAGAUGCCCGGUGCCUCGUCGACUAGUGCCAAACCUCCCGCCGCAACUGGUGGCGCCGGCCGCUCUGCCCAGAUCGGUCUCGGUGCCGGUAUUGCCGUUGCUUUUGCUCUUCUCUAAGUCACGGAAUGGGUGGAAGUCACGACGAAACGAUCAGUACCGAUUGUGAUUGGAAUAAACGAAAGUAUACGAGCAUGGAAAAAAAUGAGAAUGAGGCAUGAGACACACAAACAGAAUGACGACACCGUACACUGAACAGCAAGGGAAUUCGACGACUCCGAUUCUGACGAUACCCAAGGAUAUCCAUGUACCCAACAACAACAAUAACAUUAACAACCUAAUUAUAACUUUCACAUCUCAAAGCCGAUACCCAUUGCACGCAGAUUCACUCAGGGCUACAAUAGGAUUCAAUCCUUAUUUUUUUCCUCAAGGAGAGGGCAGUUUGAGAGAGGUCUGAUCCACCUGGAUCAGGAAAGGAACUGAGCGAGGACGGGCAAAAUUUCCACAAUUGCCAGGGUUAAUUUCACCACAUUGGAUGGAUAGUUCCGAGUCUUGUCGUCGUCAUCGUCCUCGGAGGAGGAGGAGAAGGAGGAAGAGGAGGAGGAGGAAUACGGGAUAAAUAUCCAGAAGGGCUAUAUUAUAUACUAUUGUCUAAUUUUCGCUU